AUGCUUCUGUUGUAUUUUUUGUUGUUUGGGUUGAUAUCAGGUAAGGGAUCGUAACAUUGUCGAAGAUUAAUAUGUUUUAGCUGAGAAUUGUAACUUUGAGAAUGGGCAGACGUGUGAGCUGUGGAAGUUUACCAACUCAAAAGAUGUCAAGGCUGACGGAAAAACUGUCAAGUUCAACAAAAACGAGAACUUUCGAGUCGUGGUUGGGAGUGGGUUCAACAAUUCCAGUAAGUUUAAUUAUUUUUAUAUAUUUUAAUCAUAAUUUUGUAAUUCUUUAACUGAAUAACUAGCUUAAAUAUUACGUAAAGUACGAAAUAUUAAUUAUGGAAACUUAAAAGCGUUUUCAAAAUUUAGGUUAUAAACUUUUUCAAAAUUUAAACACUUUAGACCACUAUGCCUACUUUUCGAGCGCCGAACCCAAAAAGUUUAUUCCCAUGGUAAUUAGCUUAUACUUCCAACAUACCGUAUCUACAGUAAGUUAAUUCAAUAUUUUUGAAUUUCCGUUUAGUGUGAACUCGUCUUUCGUCAUCAAGUUCAUGGGUUACCUGGAGCUGAACUGCUAGUUACAACUCAACAUCUCGACCACAAGCCCAUGCUGGAGUUCGAAGAUAACGAUGAAGAAAAGGAAGAUUGGGUGAGGCCAACCUUCAGGGCUAGUUAUCGACCGACUAGAGAAGGGCAGGAGCGGUAAGAUUCUAUGUCAAUAUACAACGCAUCUUGCUUUUACUCUGUAAUGUAGUUAUUACACAGCAUACAACUCUCGUUUUCAGAUGGGUCCAAAGCCGAGUACCAGUAGGCCAGAUCCUGUAUCCUACCAGAAUCCGAAUCGAAUGUCACAGUGCCAAACAACAGAAGGACAACAGCGUCCAGAACGUGGAAUGUCGUGUCGAUGACAUUCAACUGGAGAACUGCGACGAAGAAGUCUGGAGCGCGGAUUCGUGUUCUUCGAAGCAAAUGAAGAAGUACCUGUGUACCAAAAGUGAUCAGCCAAAGUGCAUCGACUAUGCUGACGUCUGUGAUAUGAUUCCCGAAUGUGAGAACGACGAAGACGAGGACCUGGUCAUAAAUAAGUGCGAUCAAGUACCUCAAGGUGCACGAUGCGACUUUGAAGACGAAUCUGAUACUGGCUGUGAGAAGUGGAGAUUCCAGAAGGGAGUAAACAGUACCAAGUAUCUCAAGAGGAUCUCCAUGGAAGACACGAUGGGAGUGAAUCCACACGGACUGCCUCCAGAUGGGUACUUUUAUCAUGGUACACAUAGAAAGACGGGUAGAUUAGUUGGAAUUUUAUAUAAUAUACUCUGACGGUACCAUUUAUAAUAAAAAGAGUAACAAUAUCUAAUACAAAGACAUUCUUAUAGGUCACUUCUUGUUCUUUUCUACCUUCGGAGCAGAAUUCGAACGUCAAAGCACGGGCGAAGUGUUCUAUAUAUCAGCGUUCUCGCCAACGUUCCCAGCAACUUCUCCUAAAACUAAUCUCAUUGGUACUCCAGAGUACAAAGCUUGUAUGGUAAGCAUAUUCUUUGCAAUUGUUGGUGCCUAAACUAACUGUUACAGCUGAUUGCAACCAUUCGUCACAGAAUUUGUUUAUAUUAUCUUGUAAAAUUACUUUUUAGGUAACACUUUGUUUUCAGGUUAGAUUCUUCUUUUGUCACACAGGAGCAUCCACCUUCCAGCUGAUGCUGGAAAGGGGUGAUAAGAAGGAAGUCCUUUGGACUCCACCAAAGUCUUCUGGAGCGGCACCGUGCAAUUGGCAGAAAGCCGCCGUUGUCAUUCCUUAUCAGGUACGUUUUUACAUAUUUGAUUUCGUACUUACUUCUACUGAAAGGUUUUUAUUUGUAACUCAAGAUUACUAAAAAAUCUUUACAGCCUUCGCAAUAUCGUCUCAAGCUGGCCUUUGCCAAGCUAUACAAACAACCAUUAAGUGUGGCAAUCGAUGAUCUAACUAUGACCCCGUACUGCUUCUCAGAGGGUAGGUUACUAUCCCUUCUUACAUCAAUAAUUUAAAAUUUCGAAGUUUCUACUAAUACUCGAUAGUUAUAUAUGUUGAUCGUAAAAUAAUUCGAAUGAAUAGUAUCAUAGAGAACGUGCUUGACAAUCACUGUUUCAGAUAACAGCUGGGAUGCAAAGUACCUACCAGACGCCUUACGACUAGAUACCUUGAAGAAGGUCAAUGACACGGUACGGAAUAGUUGGUCGGUAAAGAAAGACGGCUUGUAUUAUAUCGAACUGUAUGGUGCAGCUGGAGGAAAACUGAGUGGAAGUGAGAACAAUAACGGUGGAUCUGUGAAGGCAGAAGUCACGUUGAGCAAAGGGCAAGAAGUCAAGUUGCUACUAGGUCAACGUGGAGAAAGUCCGUGCUCUAAAGGCUUGGACAGCACGUUGCAGAACAGGACUAAUAAUGUAAGUAUGACUAUCGUAUCAAUAUAAGUAGUCGACGCAAAAAAUAUAGCAAUUCUUGAAACGUUCUUACUGUAACUUGUCAUUUGUAUUCCUCUAAUGCAUGCAAAUUCAAUUUUAUAGGUGCACUACUCUCAAUUGUACCGUAACAUCUGCUCGAACACUGUAAAUGACAGUGAUUUGAUCCGAAAAGAAGUUCAGAAUCUGUUUGGUACUGGUGGUGGAGGAGCGUCUGCUGUAUACAUUGAUAACAAGGUGGUGAUUGUAGCUGGAGGUGGUGGAGGUGUAAUACCGUCAUCAAUAACACCGAUUGAAGAUGUUGAUGCUCGUGGUGGAGUCAACGUCAAGAAUCAAAAAGUUGACGAUGCGCAGCAUUGGGCUUCUGGAUUUGGUUAUUCCUUCAGUAAUAAGGUAAGUAAAUUUUUCCAAAAUGAUCAAGAAGUCUCCAUUCGUAAUAAGACAUAGCAUGUCAACGUACCUCCCAUUUUUGAACGCAAACAAUAUUUUACAACUUACAGUACUCAUACAACUCCACCUGCUCAGACUGUCGCAAGAUGAAUGGCAGAAGCGAAGAUCAACAAGUUUCUGGAGGAUCGUGUCCUCGUAGCCGCAUCUGGAGUGUGAACGGUGGUCUAGGCGGUGGUGGAGCCAGUUGCGGCCCCGGAGCUGGAGGCGGUGGAGGCUUCUAUGGAGGAAAAUACGGCUUCAAAUCCUACGGUAGUGGAGGCAGUAGCUCAGUCACGUUGAAAGACGCCCAAGCCGAGUAUUCCAUCGGAGUAAACGAAGGCGACGGUCGUAUCUUGUUGAUGAGAUGUGCCCUAGCGUGUCCUGACAACUCAACUUGUAAAUUUGAGGAAAACGAGCUUGGAACACCACCUAAAACAUAUUGUUUGUGUGCUAAUGGGAAGGAGACUGACGUCACCGGGGAUUGUAAAUCGAUCUCAUUGCUUGGUAUGUUGUUGUAAGUAGAAUUGUAAUUGAAUUAUAGAUAUCCUGGCCAUGUGGAUGAAGGAGAUUAUGGACUUCAAAUCUCCGUUCGCCUUUAUCGCUAUCUUUGGAACAUUGAUUUUCUUCAUUUGUAAGUUAUGUAACCUGUUAAAAAAUUUAAACACCACUUACCUCCAUAAUCAAUAAUUAAAAUAAUUAAACAAAAAGAACAUUAUCUCAAAUAAUAAAUAUUAAAUAAGCCCGAUAUUAUGUUAUACUUGAUCAUACAUAUUCAUUUACAGUGCUAAUAGCUCUGCUAUGGUUCUGUUGUCGUCGCGGUGGCCUGCUGUACCUAAUGAAACGCUACCGGUUUUGUUGGACUCGAAACAAGCGACACAACAAUGAGUUCAGAGGCCUCGAGAUGAGUGACACAAUCGACUCCAGAAUCCGGAUGAGUGACAGAAUCACUCCAAAUCCAAUAUACGAAAGACUUACCAUGAUGGAGCUUCCUCAGAUCUCUCGUCAUUUCCUCCAACUGAAGCAGUCGAUUGGCCAUGGAGCGUUCGGAGAAGUGUACGAGGGGUUGUUCAUACUGGAUGGUCGAACUACAAGAGUCGCGGUCAAGACUUUGCCUAUGGGCUCCAAUCCCGAGACUGACAUUGACUUUGAGAGUGAAGCAAGGCUUCUAAAGUAGGUUUUGACAAAAUCUUGCGAAAAAUAAUUUUAAUUUUUUUUCAAAAAAUUAGAGAUUGCGGGCGCAAUUAUCAAAAAUAGCCUGCAGGUUGCAAAAGCAAAGUUAUACAAUAAGGUCGUGAUUGUUAUAACGUUAAAAACAUAAAGUCUUCAACCUAAAUUCUAAAUUGUUUUAGCCAUUUUGACCAUCCAAACAUCGUCAAGUUUUACGGAGUUUCCUUCGAAAAACUUCCAAAGUAUAUUAUCCUUGAAUACCUGGAGGGUGGCGAUCUCAGAAACUUCUUGAGGGAACAACGCCCUAAAGUAAGAAGAUUUGUCAUUGAGUUUAUUACCGAUUUCUAAUAUUUAAUUUUACUAUUCAUAUUGUAGGACCUAAAAGCAGGGAAUACUCAACUCAAAAUGGUCGAUCUUCUGAACAUAGCUUUGGACGUGGCCUAUGGCUGUGAAUACCUGGAACAGAGCAAAUUCAUCCAUCGUGAUAUAGCCGCGAGGAACUGUCUGCUGACUUCGAAAGGACCUGACCGUGUAGUCAAGAUAGCUGACUUCGGAAUGGCCAGAGAUAUAUUCAGCCAGGAAUAUUACCGAAAAGGCGGUCGAGCCUUUUUGGCCGUCAAAUGGAUGCCUCCAGAAGCAUUCCUUGACGGUAUCUUCAACUCCAAAACUGAUGUUUGGGCUUACGGAGUUCUACUGUGGGAGAUCUUCUCCAUGGGAUACAUGCCCUACACGGCCAAAGCUAAUCAAGAUGUUAUGCAACUUGUAGUAGCUGGAGGAAGAUUGGAGCCUCCGGUUGGAUGUCCACAAGAAGUAAGUCAUCAUCGACAAUCUUAAAAUGUAGCAAAAAUUCAAUAUCUAAUCUUGUUUAAAACAUAAAGACGAGAUAUAUUGUAAUCAUUUCUAGCUCUACAAUGAAAUGCUACGUUGUUGGCACACAGAAGCCGAUGCUCGACCCAACUUCACAGAACUAGUCAACUUCUUCACAAUGCUGGCUUCAGACCCUGUAAUCGCCAACCUACCGUUACCUCCAAUCCUACACACACAACGUCAGAACACUCCAAGUGAAGCUUCAAGUUCUCUGAAUCCAACAGAAGAAGUUGGUACUAGCCAGGCUACGAAUAGUACUGUGAUGACUGAGAGUACCACCAACUCUUCAGUACAAUCCAUGCCCACCAAAGGAGAAGGUGUCUCUUUCAACGUGUUUCCUCCUUAUGAAUCCAGGUGCACGAAGCCGUUGAUGGAGUUGAGAAGUCGACCUCAGUUCUCGAAUCGAGAACCCAGUCUAUCGUCGCACGAUGAUUCUACAUUGCAUGAUACUUGUUCGGUGAAGCAGAGUCCAUACAAGAUUGAGAAGGAGGCCUUUCAAAGGAUGAGCGAUAUGCAGGUAAGUGUUAAUAAUAUGAACUAGCUACAGAUAGUGUUAUAUCAGCCUUUAUUUUAGAGUGUAGUGGUUCUGUAAAUUUCAUAGAACCAAUUAGCACUAAAUAGCAUUGUCAUACUGUGUAAUAUCUUAAAGCCACUGCGUUUUUAGCCAAACUUCCCAGCCGACCCUCCGCCGACUCCGCCGCCGCGGACGAAGAAGCGAAUGUCACCGAAGGCUUCGGCUUCUUCUCCUUGCUUUACUGGAGCUGAUAGUCCCAUGGUUUAA
This is a messenger RNA of Bursaphelenchus okinawaensis, 5659 nucleotides long. The record is from the annotation of a GenBank genome assembly. NCBI's taxonomy places the organism in Eukaryota, Metazoa, Nematoda, Chromadorea, Rhabditida, Aphelenchoididae.